Molecule: messenger RNA, 4333 nt
Organism: Chionomys nivalis (European snow vole)
Lineage: Eukaryota; Metazoa; Chordata; Mammalia; Rodentia; Cricetidae
Gene: Cpap
Product: centromere protein J
Exons: 17
Coding region: 222-4244 (1340 amino acids)
Biological process (GO): cilium assembly; centriole elongation
Cellular component (GO): centrosome; centriole; nucleus
Molecular function (GO): tubulin binding
Source: RefSeq, a predicted model, not a curated record
ACUGUGUCACUGGUUGGAGUGGUCUGAACGGCUGGGUCUUCGUGGAACGGUAACUGGUGGGCGAGAGGAGCGAAGGAACCCUUCCGUCGCCCGGGUCCUGAGAGGCCAGCUCGGGCUUCGGGCUGGCGAAGCGCGGAGGGCUGGGCGCCCGGCGGGCGGCGGUGGUUCCGGGACUUGUGUUCUGGAUUUCGCAGUGUUUUUAAAAGGGUUAUUAGACGGAAAUGUUCCUGAUGCCAACCUCUUCAGAAUUAAACAGUGGGCAGGACUUCCUAACCCAGUGGAUGACCAGUCCUUCUCGGGCAGGAGUCAUAUUAAAUCGAGGAUUUCCUAUUUUGGAAGCAGACGAGAAACAAGCAAUUACAAAUGUCUCUACCAGCUUCCCUGUGAAAGCGACCCGUUUCUCAAACAGCUUCAGCUUUAGUAGUGAAGAGGAUUCAUUUCAUGAAGAACAGAAGUUGGAGGCUGGAGGACCUUACAAACUACACCCAGAAAGCUCCAAAGCCUGUGCAGUUUUUCCUUUAGUUAAAAAGGAACCAAUAGUGUCAUGUCAGGAUGCUCCUGGAUACCAGGAAGAUAACAAAAAUGACUUUAUGUCUGAUCUUUCGAGUGAACUCAAAGAAGUGACUAAUAAAAACCCGCUUUUUAAAAAACUGGAGCAGCUGAAAGAAAUACAGCAAAAGAAGCAGGAACAACUGAAGAGGCAGCAGUUGGAGCAACUGCAGAGGCUCAUGGAAGAACAAGAGAAGCUGCUCAUCAUGGUAUCUGGGCAGCACAUGCUUCCAGGUACGCUGCUACCUGAUGACCAGAGCCAGACGCACAGAACUCCAGGAAGUUUAGCCACUCCCCUUCUGCCAUCAGAAAGCUACAGAAAUCCAGCUCAAGAAAACCCGCAUGCUUCCAACAUUUUACCUGAUGAACAAAGCAAUUUCUGUAGAGCUACUCAUCAAGAUUCUGUUUUAACUUUAAAAAAUGCUUCUGAUUUGUUUUAUGAAUCACAAUAUCCAGAAACACAUGUGAAAAGAAAGGAUUUAAAGGAAGAAAACCAUAAUCAUCCUUCAGGAGAAGGUGUUUUGCCAUGCUGGGAAAAGAGGAUGGGGAAGAGUGAGGAAGGAAAGGGUGUGAACUUAGGAAAAAGUGGAGAUUCCUCAGAAGUGGUUAAUGUUGAAGAAAGGCCCAUCAAAGCUGCCAUUAGAGAACAGAAACAGACUUUCGAGGACUACUUAGAAGAGCAGAUUCGACUGGAGGAGCAAGAACUGAAACGGAAGCAGCUGCAGGAAGUGGAAGGACCAUUGCUAACGAAAGCAAAACCCAAGCAACCAUUUUUAAAACGAGGAGAAGGUUUAGCUAGGUUUACUAAUGCUAAAUCUAAGUUUCAAAAAGGAAAAGAGAGUAAACCAGUGAAUAGCCAGAGCCCACCUGAGGACCAGUCAGUAUGUAAAGUAGAUAGACAACACUUGUCGAGGAAAACUGCUCUUAUAAAUAAAGACCUGUGUGCAGAGACUCCCACUGUUAAAAAGGACAGUAAAGCCAGAACCAAGGCUGGUUCUGCCCCACUCAGUCAGAAAUCCAAAGUGACCAAGAUCAAUAUGAGGGAAAGUCUCUCUCCACCAGGACUGAAAGUACAGAUGGGGAAGAAAUGUGAUGGACAACUUAGACACCAGAUCAAAUUAGAAAGAAAUGUACAAGCUAAUAAUAAGGAAAAUGUACCCACAUGUAUAAAGUCCUGUGAUGCUGGCUGUAAGAUGUGGGACCAGACACAGGGGAGAGAGAGGCUUCCUCUUUCCACAGGGCCAGUUGACGGUGUGACUUCUAAGAGCCUGAGAAGUGAGACAGGGAAAGACACAGAAUCGUCCCUCGACAUUUCUCUUCAGAAAAAGUUAGAGAAUUGGGAACGAGAAAAAGAAAAGGAAAACCUGGAAUUAGAUGAAUUUUUAUUUUUGGAACGGGCUGCUGAUGAAAUAUCAUUUUCUAGUAAUUCCUCAUUUGUAUUGAAAAUCUUAGAAAGGGAUCAACAGAUGUACAGAGGUCACAGGAUGUCUUCUACUCCUGUCAAAGCUGUGCGGCAGGAGAAGGCGCAUCAGAUGGAUCCCAGUGGGCAGAGGCACCACAGUGAGUUUCCCCACCAUGAUGUCGCCUGUGAGAGGAGGAGUGCGGCCAUGCUCCUGCCACUGGAGCCAGGGUCCUCAGCUGAUGGCUCGAGGGAACCAUCCUGGGAAGUUAGUAAGAAAGCCUUCCAAACCAGCCCUUGUGGAAGUCAGCGUUGCUGGGGUGCAAGUGACGACGAUGCUGCCAACAGUGAGAGCAGCACCGACUCUGAGGAGCAGCCUGAUGUUACCAUAAAACCGUCCCCUGAGGCUGGGGACAGGGUCUUCAGCAACAAAGAGGACAGCCCACAAGUCUGCAGUGCUAAAGGACCUUUUAGGGACACUGGGACUCAAGAAGAUAAAUGGAGAGAUGCUGAUCUGGACCUGUCUGAGAAAGAGUAUAGCAGUGAUGAGUCUGUCAUAGUCGAAAGCCUGAAAAAUAAAGUAUCUGAGCCAUCAAGAUUCCCUUCAUCUCAAGAUGUGAGUAAAAUUGACUUUGAUGAUGAAAGAUCUUGGACAGACCUUGAGGAGAACUCAUGUAAACAUAAUGUUAUUCUCAGAGAUGAAGCCAUAUAUGAUACACCCCAGACACAGUACCCCAGUAAGAGUGAAGUAUGUGUUCUGGACAAAACAAUCAAAAGGAAGGUUGCACCAGUCAAGAAGGGAGAGGACUUCAGCAAGUCUGACAGGAGCAGAAGCCCCCCUCCUCCAUCUGACUUGAUGGUGAAAUUCUUCCCUUCUCUGAAACCAAAGCCCAAAAUAGAUUCACACUUGGAAAAUGAACCCAAGUUAAACAUGAGUCAAGACCAACCACCAGGUGACAGUGUUCGAUCUCAGGUUUUGAGAGAGAAAGUUAUUGAAUUGGAAUCAGAAAUAGAAAAAUUUAAAGCUGAGAAUACAUCUUUAGCUAAACUUCGAAUUGAACGAGAAAGUGCCUUGGAAAAACUGAGGAAAGAAAUUGCUGACUUUGAGCAACAAAAGGCAAGAGAACUGGCUCGAAUAGAAGAGUAUAAAAAGGAGGAGACAAGAAAACUACAAAAGGAACGCAAAGUCUUUGAAAAGUACACAGCAGCUGCAAGGACAUUUCCAGAUAAGAAGGAGCGUGAAGAAAUACAGGCUCUGAAACAGCAAAUAACAGAUUUACAGGAAGAUCUGAAAAGGAAGGAGACAAAAUGGUCAAGUGCACAUGGUCGCCUUAGAAGCCAGAUAGAAAUGCUAGUCAGAGAGAAUACAGACCUCCGAGAAGAGAUAAAAGUCAUGGAAAGAUUCCGACUGGACGCCUGGAAGAGAGCAGAGGCUGUUGAGAGCAGCCCCAAGGCCCAGUACGGGACAGCCACAAACAAGGAUGACGCCACGAAUUCAUCUAUUCAAUUUCAAAAGAGUCAUGUUUCUUCAAGAGCCCAGGUAGAAAAAUAUAAGAAAAAGUAUUUGCCAGCACAAGGGAAUCUAUCUCAAAGAGCCAAGUCUGUGCCUCCUCGUGAUUUGGGCAUCUCGGAUAAAGGACAAGCUGCCUUGCCCAGAGAGCCUUGUGAACCAGUGAACUUCCCAGAUCUUGAAUAUAAAAACAAAGAGGAAAAAGAGGAAGAAAUCCAGGGAGAAAUCAGUCAUCCUGAUGGAAAGGUAGAAAAGGUUUAUAAAAAUGGGUGCCGGGUUAUAAUGUUUCCCAAUGGAACUCGGAAAGAAGUGAGUGCAGAUGGGAAGAGCAUCACUGUUACGUUUUUUAAUGGUGACGUGAAGCAGGUCAUGCCUGAUGAGAGAGUGGUCUACUACUACGCUGCUGCUCAGACCACUCACACCACAUACCCAGAAGGCCUUGAAGUCUUACAUUUCUCAAGUGGACAAAUAGAAAAACAUUUCCCAGAUGGAAGGAAAGAAAUCACAUUCCCUGACCAAACUAUUAAGAAUUUAUUUGCUGAUGGUCAAGAAGAGAGCAUCUUUCCAGAUGGCACAAUUGUCCGAGUACAACGUGAUGGCAACAAAAUCAUAGAGUUUAAUAAUGGCCAAAGAGAGCUCCAUACUGCCCAGUUCAAGAGACGAGAAUAUCCAGAUGGGACUGUUAAAACUGUCUAUGCAAAUGGCCACCAAGAGACAAAGUACACAUCUGGUCGAGUCAGAGUAAAGGACAAAGAUGGUAACGUUCUAAUGGACACGGAACUGUAAAGGUCUUCAUGAACUAACACUAAAUGGCUUUUCUGUUCAGAGUAUGUACAUUUCUUGUGUGUUGAGUUGUUUAAUUUAUAGUGUAUGUG